Molecule: messenger RNA, 2078 nt
Organism: Boleophthalmus pectinirostris (great blue-spotted mudskipper)
Lineage: Eukaryota; Metazoa; Chordata; Actinopteri; Gobiiformes; Gobiidae
Gene: lamtor1
Product: late endosomal/lysosomal adaptor, MAPK and MTOR activator 1
Exons: 5
Coding region: 194-667 (157 amino acids)
Biological process (GO): cholesterol homeostasis; endosomal transport; positive regulation of MAPK cascade
Cellular component (GO): membrane raft; lysosome; Ragulator complex
Molecular function (GO): guanyl-nucleotide exchange factor activity; molecular adaptor activity
Source: RefSeq, a predicted model, not a curated record
CUCAAAAGCGGAAGUGGUUGUUGUGCUCUUGUGUUUGGUGUCAUGUGAUUUCCUUGUAGUCCAAGAAGCUGCUUUGACAGUUAUUACUUUUUCAUGAAUCUAAAAUAAUUUUACUCACACGUUGUAUGUUUACUGGGGUCCACACACACGGGUUAUUUCUGUGUGUGUAGUAGUUUUCCCCUCGGACGCUGCCAUGGGUUGCUGCUACAGCAGCGAAGACAAGCCCACAGAGGAGGAAGAAGAACACCUGAUACCACCAAGUAAUAUUGUUAGCAAAUCUCCAAAUGGAACAGACUGGACCACACCAAGUGUCCCCUCAGCACGUACAGAUGAGCAGGCCCUCCUCACUUCCAUCCUCACCAAGACUGCACAGAACAUCAUUGAUGUCUCAGCAGCUGAUCAGCAUAUGAUGGAACCACAUGAAUACAUGGAUAGAGCACGGCAGUACAGCACAAAAUUGGCUGUGUUGGGCAGCAGUUUACCACCCAAAAAGGCCCUCACACUUCCCUCCCUUACCAGUCAACCACACCAAGUGCUUGCAAGUGACCUGGUGCCAUAUUCAGAUGUUCAGCAGGUUUCCAAAAUAGCCGCUUAUGCUUACAGUGCAAUCUCUCAAAUCAAAGUGGAUGCUAAAGAGGAAUUGGUUGUCCAGUUUGCAAUCCCCUGAUCUCAUUCACACAUUGUCCCUCCAUUAUACUCACUGUAGUUCUGACUCUUUUACUUCUUUUAAACAAUGAUUUAUAUGCCUUUGGUCAUUAACCAUCUGCAAAUCUAGAUUAUGGUGAGAUACACCAUAAAUUAUACACCUGUAUCCAUAAUUUAUGAUGUGGGACAAUGUCAUCAUGAUAGCUACAAUGUAACACUUAAAAUAAAAUACUUAUUUAAUAGGUUUCAGUAACUUUCAGUACCAAAACUAUUUGGUAGUGUGCUGUUUUCCUUAAUAGUACCAUAAAGAUAAUGAUGGCUUAACACUCCUAUCCACCUGCUCAGAAUUCAAGCAUUCUGGUUUGACUCACAUGUUUAUAAUUAAAAACAAUGGGACUUUAAACUAAAACUUUCAACAAUGUCUUGCUGUGUCCAUAAAGCAGUGAGGAUAGAAAAAUAUAUUUUUCUGUUAAUGAAGAUUUUUAUAGCAUUUAAAUAUAAGUAUGUGGAAAUCCGUACAUUCAGUUUUCUCACCUUAUUCUAUGCCAUGUCAGGACCCCUGUACACAUAAAGUCCAUAAAGUGCUACAGCCAAAAAAACAAUGAUUCAACCAGCUUGACCAUAUGUUGAAUUGUAAUUCCACUCAUCCAUUGGUUUCAGAAUGUAAAAGGGCUGUUGCCAAAGCAAUUUACAAUGUAUCAAAAAUAUAUCUUUGACAGUCUUCAAAAUGCCACCUAUAACAGUAAGUUGGAACCCAUGAAUAGUCUUGCAAUUGUAUUUGAGACUACUCUUGUACUGUCUUUGAUGGGACAAGGGAAGAUUCAUACAAUUUGACGUUGCUGAAUCAAAUUAGGAGACAAAAAUGUCACUACAUCAAACUUUCAGGGCAUGUAUAUGAGAACAAGGUUUGUUAUAGAGGUACAGAGAGAGCUGAUGUGUGCCCUAUUUGUACUUUUGUUUUUCACUGAGAAAAAUGAUCGAAUGCACAGAUGGUAAUAAAGUUACUGUUUUGUAAACUCUAAGCAGAUGUGAGAAAAUGAUUUUAAAUCAGGUCUGCUUUUGGUAGCGUUUUCCUGCAGAUUCUAAUUUGAAUAAGAAUGGCAACUAACCAUUGUAGCAGUGUUUUUUGAGUGUUUUUGAACAAUUUUAACAUAAUACCAUCAUUUUGAGACUAUUUAUUUGAGUUCAAAUGUAAUUUUUCUCUUAAUACUGAGAUUAGGGGUUUACUAUACAUCACCAAUAAGCAUGGUGUGGCUUGUUGUCUUUAAAGGGAUGAUCUCUGACUGUUCAAUGUUUCAAUCUGCAUUUUCUUGCAAUGGGUUGUUGACAAUUUUCAGCCACAAGUUCUGUAAUCUGAUGUUUGUAUUAUACUAUAGCACCAAAAAUCUAUGUUUUGGUUGUCCUUUUUGAUUCAUUAAAAUACUUAAAAUACA